CUUUUCAGUUUGUAAAAUCGCCUCGUACGGCUCGGAAGUUGCCCGGACGGAAAACUCCACGGAACGGAACGGAAAGAAAGAAAACAGAAGAAGAAGGAGUGUGUGAGAGUGGCGGGCCCCUUACAAUACAAAAAAAAAGUUGAAAAGAAAAGAAAGGAAAAAAUAUAUAAAGAAGAAAGUGUAGUGCCGUAGUGUUAUAUUCCUCAGUUUUUAAGUUUUUCCCCCGCCUAUUUUCAAAGCCCCGCGAAACAAUUACAGUUAUUCAGUUUCUCAGCCAGUGGAAAAUCUCGGAAUCGAAAGUAUGUUUAUUGGCAGAGCGCACCGACCCCGCAGAAUGAGAGAAUAGCGCCAUGUUGUCCAAUCCAGCCCCAACCUAGUGAGUAGCUCAAGGCCCAGGGCUAAGCAUUCCGAGGAUGCUUUGGGUCUGCUCCUAACAUCUAGUAGAAUACUUUCAAGUGGGAGUUCAAGGGAUUGCGUCUUGAUCCCCGGGAGUGGGGGAGUGGACAGGAUCAGACGAGGUCACGAGUGUGGAGUGUAUGAGUGAGGUGCCUUGCCAGCUGCGGGGCACUGAGAACUGCAAAAAUCGUGGGCAAGGAUAACGAAAAACAUUCAGUGCAACACUAUGCGCAUGCAGCCAUGAAUCUGAUCAACAUGGACUCGGAGAACCGUGUGGUGCUCAAUGUGGGUGGCAUCCGGCACGAAACCUACAAGGCCACGCUGAAAAAGAUUCCGGCUACGCGAUUAUCCCGGCUAACAGAGGCCCUGGCCAACUAUGAUCCGAUACUGAAUGAGUACUUCUUUGAUCGGCAUCCGGGCGUCUUCGCACAAGUGCUCAACUAUUACAGAACCGGUAAGCUGCAUUAUCCCACAGAUGUGUGCGGACCGCUGUUCGAAGAGGAAUUGGAGUUUUGGGGCCUAGACUCAAAUCAAGUGGAACCCUGCUGUUGGAUGACCUACACACAGCAUCGUGACACACAGGAGACCCUAGCCGUGCUAGAUCGACUCGAUCUGGAUACGGAAAAACCGUCCGAAGAGGAAUUGGCACGUAAAUUUGGCUUCGAAGAGGACUACUACAAAGGCACUAUAUCCUGGUGGCAGGAGAUGAAGCCGCGCAUUUGGUCCUUGUUCGAUGAGCCCUAUAGUUCAAAUGCAGCCAAGACUAUUGGCGUGGUUUCGGUGUUCUUCAUCUGCAUCUCGAUCCUGUCGUUCUGCCUGAAGACCCAUCCGGAUAUGAGGGUGCCCAUUGUCCGGAACGUGACAGUGCGAACUGCGAACGGAACUGCCGGAUGGUUUCUGGACAAGACACAGACCAAUGCGCACAUAGCCUUCUUCUAUAUUGAAUGCGUUUGCAAUGCCUGGUUUACCUUUGAGAUAUUGGUACGCUUUAUCUCAUCGCCGAACAAGUGCGAAUUCAUCAAGUCAUCUGUUAACAUCAUAGAUUAUAUAGCGACGCUUAGUUUUUAUAUUGAUCUAGUGCUUCAGCGAUUCGCAUCGCAUUUGGAGAACGCUGACAUCCUCGAGUUCUUCUCGAUUAUCCGGAUUAUGCGACUCUUUAAGCUGACGCGCCACUCGUCCGGCUUGAAGAUCCUCAUCCAGACGUUCCGGGCCUCGGCCAAGGAGCUGACCCUGCUGGUGUUCUUCCUCGUCCUGGGCAUCGUCAUCUUCGCCAGUCUCGUCUACUAUGCGGAGCGCAUCCAACCGAAUCCGCACAACGACUUCAACAGCAUCCCCCUCGGUCUCUGGUGGGCCCUGGUCACCAUGACCACCGUCGGCUACGGAGACAUGGCCCCCAAAACCUAUAUAGGAAUGUUUGUGGGCGCACUAUGUGCCCUCGCCGGUGUACUAACCAUCGCACUGCCAGUGCCCGUCAUCGUCAGCAACUUCGCCAUGUACUACUCGCACACGCAGGCCCGCGCCAAACUGCCAAAGAAGCGGAGACGAGUGCUUCCCGUCGAACAGCCGCGACCGCCGCGAUUGCCAGGUGCCCCUGGCGGUGUCAGUGGCUGUGGCACCCCGGGCUCUGGUCCACAUUCCGGUCCCAUGGGCUCCGGCGGCACUGGACCACGUCGCAUGAACAAUAAAACGAAGGACCUGGUCAGCCCCAAGUCAGUUGCUCAACUUUUCACAGGUCCAUUGGGCGCAAGUAUUGUGGCCAUGAGUCCCAGGACAAUGCUGGACUUGAAUCCUGCCCUGGCCAUGGGAAAACCGAAUUUCCAACCCCGUUUUCCCACUCCCCUGGCCGCCACGCCACCCGUAGUAAGUUCAGGCAUGGGAGUCACCUCCGGAGACACUGCACCGACUGCAGCACCACCGGUGAUUCCGGUGCCCAGCAUUGCUGUCUCCACUUUGGGCAAGGAUUCGGGCAUCUCCACCACCACGACCACGGCAACCACCAACAGCGGCAACCUGGAGACCAGCAAGAAGGCCUUCCUCUAAAGAAUACGAAAGCGUUUAUUGAAAGGCAGCCAAGACUCAAGCCACCUGAUAUCUAAAUAUGUUUCCCCGAUCCUCCCAAUAAGCAAUAUCUACUCGAUAUCAUAGCCUUCGCAUACGUAUAUGAAUUACAUAUUUCAGAGAUGGCAGCUAUCUUUGAUCGUAGAUCAUAUUUUUGUUGAAAUCAUAUCACAAAGUCGAGUUAUCGAAUCCAAAUGAGUAAUAUAUAUAUUUUAUUUAAAAGAUGGCAAUGGAUCGGUAUUCGAAUCGGUAUUAAUUUUAUUCGUAUACGAGUAUUUUGAACACAUAUCAUAUCAAGUUUAAUUGGAGUUUUAUUCAAGUUUAAAGAUAUAUUUUCA
This is a messenger RNA of Drosophila bipectinata, 2792 nucleotides long. RefSeq names its product Shaker cognate w (gene Shaw). Gene Ontology annotation, molecular function: delayed rectifier potassium channel activity; protein binding. Gene Ontology annotation, cellular component: axon terminus; postsynaptic membrane; voltage-gated potassium channel complex. NCBI's taxonomy places the organism in Eukaryota, Metazoa, Arthropoda, Insecta, Diptera, Drosophilidae. Gene Ontology annotation, biological process: potassium ion transmembrane transport; protein homooligomerization. The record is from RefSeq and is a predicted model, not a curated record.